GGUUGAGAUUGGCAUCUCUGGGAGAAACAUGGGUGUCAAAGGCUGGGAUCUGGCACCUUAGGGCUUUCUCUCUUUCUCCCCAUGCAGGUCCCCACAGUCAGGUGGGGAGAUGCCAGAGGGAUGGAACAUCUCUUCUAAUAGCCUGGAGCUUCAAGCAGCAGGGAUUAUUGUACCCAUCAUCUUCUCUCUCAUCUUCCUCGUGGGUACUGUGGGGAAUGGGCUGGUGCUGGCUGUGCUGCUGCAGAAUGGCCAAGUCAAGUACACCACCACCAACCUCUUCAUCCUUAACCUGGCCGUGGCUGACCUGUGCUUCAUCAUCUGCUGUGUCCCUUUCCAGGCCACCAUUUACACCUUGGAUGGGUGGCUCUUUGGGGCCUUUGCCUGCAAGGCUGUGCAUUUCCUGAUCUACUUCACCAUGUAUGCCAGCAGCUUUACCCUGGCUGCCGUCUCCAUUGACAGGUACUUGGCCAUUCGCUAUCCACUGAAGUCCCGUGACCUCCGCACCUCCCAAAAUGCAGGAGUGGCCAUUGCAGUAGUCUGGUCACUGUCGCUGCUCUUCGCGGGGCCUUACCUCAGUUACUACCAGAUAAUCCACUACCAUGGUGUGCCCAUCUGCGUCCCCAUCUGGGAGGACCAGCGCCGAAAGGUUCUGGACAUCCUCACGUUUGUCUUUGGAUACCUCCUGCCUGUGAGCGUGGUGAGCUUGGCAUACCUUAGGACCGUCAAGUUCCUGUGGACCUCCGUAGACCCCAUAGAAAGAAUCUCAGAGUCCCGGAAGGCCAAGCGUAAGGUCACCAAGAUGAUUGUGGCUGUGGCCAUCCUGUUCUGCCUCUGCUGGCUGCCCCACCACCUGGUCAUCCUCUGCUUCUGGUUUGGCCACUUCCCCUUCAACCGAGCCACUUACGCUUGCCGCCUGGCUUCCCACUGCCUGUCGUACACCAACUCCUGCCUCAACCCCAUUGUCUACGCCCUCAUCUCCAAGCACUUCCGCAAGCGUUUCAAACAGGUCUUCACCUGUCUCUUCUUCCAGAACAAGACCAGGAAGAAGAAGAAGAAGAGAGCUGGAAGGAAAUUCCAUAUGGUCAAUGUGGACAGAGGUUUCACCAACAGCACCAGAGGUUUCUGUGGAGGCAACACUGAGGUGACCCAGGUUCCAGAAGACACCAGGAAGAGGGGUCAUGAAGGUGCCAGUCAUGCCAGAGCAUGGACUCAGCAGCUUCAAGAUGCCAUGGUCUCUGUUAAAAAGGGGAUACUGGAGGAGGAAAGUUUGGCAACAGCUUGCCAUUCCCUCGACAUGACCCCUCUAAGAGGAACUCAAGAGUUUCUGACUGUUCGCCACAUUUUCCAGCCAGUGAGUAGCCACUCUAUUCCCAAACAGGCCAAAUAA
Messenger RNA from Myiozetetes cayanensis, 1387 nucleotides. It is a transcript of the gene GALR3, whose product is annotated as galanin receptor 3. Gene Ontology annotation, cellular component: membrane. Gene Ontology annotation, molecular function: galanin receptor activity. The record is from RefSeq and is a predicted model, not a curated record. Gene Ontology annotation, biological process: neuropeptide signaling pathway; adenylate cyclase-modulating G protein-coupled receptor signaling pathway. The transcript is spliced from 2 exons. Bases 110 to 1387 code for a protein of 425 amino acids. Lineage: Eukaryota; Metazoa; Chordata; Aves; Passeriformes; Tyrannidae.